CAUUUUACUACCAAUAUUGACCUUAUCCCUAAGGGAAUCCUUUUCAGAAAUUCAUACAGAUUGACCAAAUUAACCUAUAAAACUGCGCUUUGGGGUAUGUUGCCUACAUAUAUGAACUAAUUUGGAAGAAAUAUAACCCUUGCCAAGGUUUAUACCAGUCCUUGACCUGCCCUUCGAAGCCCCAGGGAAGUGGGUUUUGAGCAGUAUACAUUCAGAGGGUCAGUGAAGCAUGGCCAGCAAGCGUAUUCAGAAGGAGCUUCAAGACUUGCAGAGAGAUCCCCCCACAUCCUGCAGUGCAGGGCCAGUGGGCGAGGACCUCUUCCAUUGGCAGGCAACUAUAAUGGGCCCAGCUGAGAGCCCUUAUGCUGGAGGAGUCUUCUUUGUUAUGAUCCAUUUUCCUCCUGAUUACCCCUUCAAGCCUCCAAAGGUUAACUUCCAGACCAAGGUUUAUCAUCCAAACAUAAACUCAAGCGGUAGCAUUUGCUUGGACAUCCUGAAGGAACAGUGGAGUCCUGCACUGACAAUUUCAAAGGUACUAUUGUCAAUUUGUUCUCUCUUAACAGAUCCUAAUCCCGAUGAUCCUCUUGUUCCUGAAAUAGCCCAUAUUUAUAAGAAUCAAAGGACUCGUUAUGAAGAGACAGCGAGAGCAUGGACUCAAAAGUAUGCCAUGAACUGAGCUGAGUCAGGAAUGAUGAACCUCUAACAUUUAUAUAUAAAGGUCAGGGAAGAGUUUGCAGUUCAUAAAAUACUUGAUAUUGUUUACAUCAAGUGUUAUCUUCUUCCUUAACUCAGGAAGACAGAGAAUUACUAUUCUCAUGGUAUAAGAUUGAGACCUAUGGCAUUCAGGGAAAGCCUCGAUAUGAUAUAACUGCAUGUGAUGUUGUAUUGUACAUUUUUAAGUGGAAUCUAGUGUUUGAUUCAUAAUUGAUCCUUA
Cryptomeria japonica (Japanese cedar) is the source of this 934-nucleotide messenger RNA. RefSeq names its product ubiquitin-conjugating enzyme E2 5A. The transcript has 3 exons. Gene Ontology annotation, cellular component: nucleus. Lineage: Eukaryota; Viridiplantae; Streptophyta; Pinopsida; Cupressales; Cupressaceae. The coding region runs from base 230 to 676 and encodes 148 amino acids. Gene Ontology annotation, biological process: protein polyubiquitination. The record is from RefSeq and is a predicted model, not a curated record. Gene Ontology annotation, molecular function: ubiquitin conjugating enzyme activity.